AAACCUUUCACGCACGAAUCUCUCCUAAUCGAUCAAAAAGAUUAUCGUCUUACACGCGUCGAAAAGCGCCAAGCCAAACAGCGCUAUGAGCGCGAAAAAGCACUGAGUCAGUCAUACCAAACGGCUGCUCUUUACCAGCUUCAUCAGAUGCAGUUGUUGCAGCAACAACAACUAAUUGCAGCUGGCGUUAAUCCUGCUCUCAUGAAUUCAUAUCGCUAUUCUGCAGCAUCGGGACUUUACACAGUCAACCCUUCAUCUAGCCUCGGACUUAAUCAGACUGCAGGCCUUCCUAGCCAGCUAGCUGAUCCCAUUAUGGGUAUUGGCUUGCAUGGAGGUACUACGGCAGCUAGCAGUCCCGCUGGCUUGGAGCUUAUGCGUCAAAUGGAUAGACAAGCCAGAUUACGCAUGCUUCACUCUGAUUUUGAAGAGGCCAGAAGGAGGACUGGUUACGCCAAGACAGGUAGUGGUCAUAAUUAA
Messenger RNA from Protopolystoma xenopodis, 477 nucleotides. Lineage: Eukaryota; Metazoa; Platyhelminthes; Monogenea; Polystomatidea; Polystomatidae. The record is from the annotation of a GenBank genome assembly.